ACGGAGAUAUUUCUGCAGGUUGCGACUUCAGGAUUGUGUCAUUCUAUCUUCCCCAGAGCUCAUGCGCCUCUCCUCUCUCUCUCUCUCUCUCUCCCCACAGAGCCUUGCAAUAGGUACGUUGUGUUGCCAUGGCCGGGCUCCCCGGCCUUCGUUGCUGCGGUGUCGCCACCAGCGGGUCGCUUCCUGCUAUCGGCCAUGCCCACCGCCCUCGCAGUCCUCCGCGCGCCCCUGCUCUCCGCUACUCGUCUCUCCGAGCUGGUGACGGUCUCGGGGAGGAUGUCAUGCGCAUGUUCCUUGAGGAUAGGCAAACGAAUGGGGAUUUCAUCUCAAAAGUCGCUGACAUGGUUCUGAAGAGAAAUGACACAGGUCUUCAUACGUCAGAUGCUACUGUGGACCAAGAAAAUGCUGCAGAUGUUGCACAAUCUGAAGAUGUCCGGGAAGAUGUUAUGAGUGAGGGAGUCUUGAGACUUGAGGCGAAUGGAGAUUUGGUGUCCGCUGAGAGCAGCCUUACAGCAAGGAGGAGGCGUUCUGCUAUGGAUAGGCAGAAUGAGAGCGACAAAAGGAAGGAAUUCAAUCUUCUGAGAUAUGAAGCAAUUAAGGAUGAACUGUUGCUCCUGACCACAGGAAUUGGAGCUGCUUGCACUAUAUAUUGUGCCCUAGUCUUCUCUCUGGAGGCUGGUAUCAGUUAUGCUUUUGGAGUUGCUUUCAGUUGCUUGUAUCUUCAACUUCUGUAUCGCCGUGCAGAUAGCCUGUCAAAAGAAGAUGUUCCAGAAGUUUUUCUGAAGAAGAGAGUUAAGAAAAUUGGAAUUCGGAGCGAGGAUUUGAAGAAUACAAUAGAGAAGACACUGGGUGGCUCUGUAUUUGUUCUUUCAUCCCCAAGGCUUAUAAUUCCUGCUGUGAUUUUUGGACUGUCAUCUUUGUCAAGUCACUUUCAUAAUACCAUUUUAAAUUUUGAGCUUGUUCCAGGGAUGAUGGGGUUCUUUGCAUACAAGGCUGCAGCUUUGGUACAAGUAUACAGAGAUAACGAUGAUCUUAGAUUGAUACUCCCCGAUGAAGAUGCUGACUACAGUUGAAAUUUUAUCAGCGAGAGAUUUUGUUCACCUGGUUUUUGAUAAAUUAAAGACCACAGUGAUGCCGCAGAAAGCAGUACCCCAGUUGGAAGAAAGGCAGGAUUGCGGCCACCACAGCUAGCCACAGGGCAGGAGUACAAUGCUUGUGCAGCAACCAGCAAUUGCCACACACAACCCAAGCAAGUCGGAAACUGCAUAGACGGACUCUUACUAGCUAAGUACUCAGUCAGUUACAACUUGAACCACCUUAAUGCCAGGCGGUUUAGCACUGCUAUUAACAUGAUCAGAAGCUGGCGGAGUUCCUCCGCCGGAGCUGGUUCUUCGGCUCCUCUUGUGGCACGUAGUGCACUACCGGUUCAAACGCCUACAGCAAACAGAAAAAUACACAAGCGCUGCGUCAGCUCUGCAAAAUGUAAGGUUAAAAUGGGUACUCAGGAGUCAUGGGGCAUCGAGAUAUGAAAAUAAUUCAAUGGCGAAGCAUGUCUCAGAGGCAAAUGUCUAGUACUAGUUCGUCGUUCGAUCCCUGGGAAGUCAAAAAGAAUACAGUUCACCAGUCACUCGCCCAGCUCUCUCUCGUAAACGGAGCAUCGAAAUUUCCAAAUGAUGCUUGCAUGCUAUUCAGAUUGCCCUGCAUGUGGAAAAAGCAUUUGUACGAUUGCCCUAUAAAGUGCCAAGAAAAAGUUUUCAAGUCAGCGAGGCCAUCGUUUCGCAUCCCCAAGAAAUGCAAAGUGGGACACAAAUCUCACCUAUCGGGGAGGCUGUCACUUGCAGAGCUUUACAUACAUGCUGUCUUCAGAUUUCAUGACAUGGCCAUAGAAAGGAGCACAAUGCAAGUAGAGAAAACCACACAAAAAAAUGACAAAGAGAGAGGUGCAACACAAUUCGAGGUAGAUGUGCAGAUAUUGCUGGUACAUGGGUAGUAGUAAAUUUGGCACAUCAAAGCUGAAACUGAUGGGUAAAUAAUAUAUAUUUUGGGCAUGGAGGUCGAAGCUUAUCUUAGUAAGCAGUACUCCGCUACAAUAGUACUAUGAUGCUGACGGCAUGGUAAAUUGGUAAUGAAGGAAAAGGAACUGAGCU
Molecule: messenger RNA, 2147 nt
Organism: Brachypodium distachyon (stiff brome)
Lineage: Eukaryota; Viridiplantae; Streptophyta; Magnoliopsida; Poales; Poaceae
Exons: 11
Coding region: 129-1073 (314 amino acids)
Source: RefSeq, a predicted model, not a curated record